AAUUUUCUAAAUUCAAAAUGUGGAAGAGAAUAAAAGCUUGUUUUUCUUGCUGUCGCAAGAAUAAAAACAAGACAGAAUCAAGAAAAUCUACAGAUCUGAAUGAAGUUACUGUGGAAAUAGUGGAAACUGGUACUAACAUCAACCAGGAAGAAAGAUCACCGGUAGAAGACCUGAGCAAUACUAUCAGCCAGGUGGAGCUGGAGGAGAGUGAAAAGGAGUCAUCAUUGGAAACUGGCAGCGACAUUAGCCAGAAAGAAUGCCCAGAAGAAGACCAUCUGGGCAUUGACCUCAACCAGCAGGAGGUUGAGGAGUCAUCAUUGGAAGCUGGCAGCAACAUUAGCCAGAAAGAAAGCCCAGAAGAAGACCAUCUGGACAUUGACCUCAACCAGCAGGAGGUUGAGGAGUCGUCAUUGGAAACUGGCAGCAACAUUAGCCAGAAAGAAAGCCCAGAAGAAGACCAUCUGGGCAUUGACCUCAACCAGCAGGAGGUUGAGGAGUCAUCAUUGGAAACUGGCAGCGACAUCAGCCAGAAAGAAAGCCCAGAAGAAGACCAUCUGGGCAGAAACCUCAGCCAGCAAAAGGUUGAGGAGUCAUCAUUGGAAACUGGCAGCGAUAUUAGCCAGAAAGCAUGUCCAGAAGAAGACCAUCUGGACAUAGACCUCAACCAGCAGGAGGUUGAGGAGUCAUCAUUGGAAACUGGCAACAACAUUAGCCAGAAAGAAAGCCCAGAAGAAGACCAUCUGGGCAGAAACCUCAGCCAGCAAAAGGUUGAGAAUGAAAUACAACUCCGCCCCUGCUAUACCGGGCGCUCUUUUGGUGCAUGCUAUUACCAGGCCUCUGUAAGGAGCAUGCAUCAUCAAGAACAAUGGGUGUCACCAACUAAAACUGGCAACUUCAUCGACCAGGAAUGCCCUGAAGAAGAAUUUCUGGGCAGUUACCUCUGUAAGAAAGAUUAUAAGGACGAUUAUGAGGAUGAUUAUGAUGAAGAGUAUGAGGCAGAGUAUGGUGACGACUAUGAUGAAGAUCAGGAGGAGAGUUUUGAGAAUGAAAUGGGUGCUGGCCACAGCCAGUAUUCACAGGCCUCUAAAAAGACCUUCCAGCGUCAAAGAGGUAAGGAAAAUUGCUCAUUUUCAUUAUAGCUCACUAAAUGGAGAGAAACCUACAAAACUGAGAUAGAAGAAAAUGUUAUUAUAGAUAUAGUCAACCUUUAAAUUAACAGAAAAAGGCAUGUGACUUAAAACAUGACAUUGAUAAAAUUAUAAAUGCAAAUGAAUUUCAGAAUUCUUCUACACAAACCUACUACUAUAUGUCUAACACUGAACUGUCUUUCCCUAGGCUGGAGGUAUUAAAACACUGAGGCUGGAGAUAUAAAAGAAGAAUUCAACCUGUAAUAAAAAAACCCUACCAGUUUUUUUAUUACAGGUUGAAUUCUCCUUUAAAGAACUGAGGCAACCAUCGGGGGGAGGGACGGGGGCACAAGGGCCCAUUUGUCAUCUUUGGGCCCCAAUAUAACAUCAUGGUCCCCGAUGGUAGCCUACAAGAAAGAAACAGAAGAUCACAACAUCUAUUCUUUUGAAAUGAUGAAUAAACCUUUUAUCAUUAA
Xenopus laevis (African clawed frog) is the source of this 1603-nucleotide messenger RNA. Its product is annotated as involucrin-like. Lineage: Eukaryota; Metazoa; Chordata; Amphibia; Anura; Pipidae. Bases 18 to 1139 code for a protein of 373 amino acids. The record is from RefSeq and is a predicted model, not a curated record. The transcript is spliced from 12 exons.